AUGUCAACAGCUCAAUUCAUAUCAGAAUUAGUGGAAGAACAAAAAACUGGUGAUCCUAUGACUCAGUUGGAAAUUAAAUCAAAUCUACAAUUAUUACGAGAACAAGAAAUGAGGGCUUUACAGUCUAUUAAGAAAUUAAAUAAAGAAGAAAUGGCUCACAUUGACCCAUGGUUAUCUAUUUUACAUAAAACAUACGAAGAAUUGGCAUAUCCAUCUUUACAUCAUGUGCUUCAGGCAACUACAUAUUUUAAUGAUGAAUUACAAAUGUGGUAUGAAACAACAAAAAAUGAAAUUAAUUAUGAUUGGUCGAUAUUUUGUGAUCGAUUAAAACAAUAUAGUCUUAACCGUCAGAUAAGUCACAUUAAUUCUCCAACAGUGAAUCAUUUGUUAUCAAACAACAAUGAUAUACUUUCAUUCGAAAAACUUAUUGACACAAAAUUCAAUAAAUAUUCUGGUGUAGGUGAUGCAAAAGAUUGGUUAUUACAAACAAUGCAUCAAUUUCAACAAUGUGGAUUACGUCGGUUUGAACAACUUCAAGCCCUUCCAUUUUUAUUAGUUGAUAUAGCAUAUCUGUGGUAUGUAGAAAAUAUUGAUUUAAUUACUAGCUUUGAAUUCUUUAGUAAAUUAUUCCUUCAAAAAUUUGCACCUACAUCAUUGAAAACUCAAGAUAUUCUCCCUAGUGAUAAGGACAAAUCUUUAAUUGUUGUUACUAGUUCUUCAUUUACAUCACAUUUACACCAAACAAUAGCCGAUGAAAUUAUUAAAAAGCCAACAUAUCUUCGUGGUUCGAAAGAUGAUGUUCAUGAUUGGUUAGACGAAUUAGAACAAACGUUUUAA
This is a messenger RNA of Rotaria sp. Silwood1, 837 nucleotides long. Lineage: Eukaryota; Metazoa; Rotifera; Eurotatoria; Philodinida; Philodinidae. The record is from the annotation of a GenBank genome assembly.